This is a messenger RNA of Brassica rapa (field mustard), 3042 nucleotides long. RefSeq lists its product as uncharacterized. Gene Ontology annotation, molecular function: zinc ion binding; nucleic acid binding. The record is from RefSeq and is a predicted model, not a curated record. Lineage: Eukaryota; Viridiplantae; Streptophyta; Magnoliopsida; Brassicales; Brassicaceae.
AUCGAAUGGCUCCGGCCGAGAUGGCCGAGCUGAAGAAGCAAUUGGAAGAAUUGCUUGACAAGGGGUUCAUACGGCCAAGUAGCUCCCCUUGGGGUGCACCAGUCCUUUUUGAGAAAAAGAAGGAUGGUAGCAUGCGUCUGUGCAUAGACUAUCGAGGGUUGAACAGGGUAACUGUGAAGAACAAGUAUCCGUUGCCCAGGAUAGACGAGCUGUUGGGUCAGCUGAAAGGAGCUAGUGGUUUUCAAAAAUCGAUUUGGCCUCGGGAUAUCAUCAGAUACCUAUAGAGCCAAAUGUGAAGAUGUAAGAUGUCCGCCCUGAAGUAGUCGCUGACGUAGUUGCUGAAGUAGACGUCAUAGUGAGUGGUGAAGACCAUGUGGAGUCAAGAUGCUGAGCUGGAGUCGUGUAGACUUGGAGAGCAAGGGAGUAUCUUGGAGAUAUGGAAAGAGGAAUAAACUUGAGGAGCAAGUUUAUGACUUAAAGAAAGAGGAAUAAGUGCAUUCCAAGAAAAGGAAAGUUGCACUUAUUGUUAUGGAAGAUGUCCAUACAUGUUGCCUUGGAGACUAGGGUUUCAAGAACGUGGAGAAUAACUAUAAGAUAACUAUGGGGUCGUCUGUAUAGAGACAGACACACGGAGGCUGAUCUUAUAUAGAGAGAGAAGCUCUUGGAGGUGUUCUUGGGUCGUGCUGAAGCAGUGGCUGAAGUACUUGACGGAGAAGAGAUAUAAGUGGGUAGCUUAGGAAUCUUUCAGUAGCGUGUGUUAGGGUGUUAACACUGACGUGUAAAAGCUGAAUAAGCAAGUCUUGUAAAGAUUGUUUAAAGGAGAUUCUAAUAAAAGCUUUGGUGUGCUUGUGUGAUUUGUCUCUUUGAUUUACCUUCUGCAUUACCUAUUGUUGUGUCAUCUUGCACUAACAAGUGGUAUCAGAGCGGGGCACCUAAGUUAUCGGUGUAAUCCUGAAGGUGAAGAUCGACACGAUUAUUUCUAUGCAGAAGGAAAUCGUGUUGAAUGCGGACCAGUAUGGUCAUUGGAAGGCUUGCAUGAAGCAGAUGAUUCGAGGAAUCAAUGAAGAUGCGUGGACAGCUGUGGAGAUUGGUUGGGAGGAGCCUACCAUAGUCACAGUAGGUGAGAAGAAGCCUAAGCCAAAAGAGGAUUGGUCAGAGGCAGAACACAAUGCAUCAAAAUUUAAUGCAAAGGCAUUGUCGGUGAUUUUUGGAGCUGUUGAAGCAGAGCAGUUUCAGCUGAUUCAGGGGAGUACUUUGGCUAAAGAGGCGUGGGAGAUCCUGCUGAAUUCAUUUGAAGGAGAUGAGAGUGUCAAGAGGACACGUCUAGAUCAUCUUGGGUCGCAGUUUAAGAAUCUCAGGUGGUCUGAUAAUGAUUCUGUGGCGAGUUUUAGUGCCAAACUCAGUGGUAUGGCGCAUGAAGCAUUUGUACUUGGGAAGAAGUACAAGGAGAAGAAGCUGGUAAAGAAGUUACUACGCUGUCUUCAAACGAAGUUUAGAGCUCACAAGGCGGUCUUACAGAUGACUACAAACACGGAUGAGCUCAAGUUUGACAAGCUUGUGGGUAUGCUGAAGGCACAAGAGAUGGAGACAGACAGUAGUUCAGUCUCUACGUCAGGUGGUGCAUCAAGGAGUAUAGCUCUUGCUGCUGAUAAAGAUGGAGAUAGAUCUCCAAAUGUUGAAGAUGCCAUGGGGAUGUUGGCUAGGAAUCUGAGUAAGAUGAUGAAUUCCUCUGGUGAGAGGAAUCUGUAUGGUCGUCAGGGAGGUGAUCGUGGCAAUAGCAGAAGAAGAGAACGUCUUAAAUGUUAUGAGUGUGAAGGUGUUGGUCAUAUAAAGGCUGACUGUCCUAUAGCACAACGAAGAGAACUUAAGUGUUCUGAGUGCAGAUGUGUUGGACACACACGGCGUGAAUGUCCAAACUCAAAGAAGGAGAAAGGAGUUCCAUUGCAGUCGUCUGAUGAUUCAGAGUCUGAAGAAGAUGGAAAGGUGAUGAAGAAUAUGGUUGCAUUUGGUGCACGCAGGGAGAAAUCCAUUGAAUCCUCGGAUUCAGAAGUCAGUACAGACUUUGAGGAUUAUCAAGUAAUGCACAACAAGUGGUUGAAUCUCAAGAAUCAGAAUCUGAGGUUGCAACAUGAUUUGGUGCAGAGCCGUGAACAGUAUGAUGAUCUUGCUGAAGAACUUGCUGCUGUAAAUGAGAAUUAUGAGUCUCUGGAGAAGGAGGUUAGCAAACUGAGAGAGGUUGCUACUGAUGAACGUGAGAGAGCAAUGAGGCUGGAACGUGAUUUGGCUGAGAAUCGCAAACAGAUCAGGAUGCUCAACAGUGGAUGCAAAGAGUUGGAUAAGAUACUCUCGAUGGGUCAACCAGCCAAGGCGAAGUGGGGCCUAGGAAAUCGAGGAGCUGAGAGUACUAAGGAAGUACAACAUAAGGGGUUGCCACGUUUCGUGCAUGGGAGCACAUCAGAAAAUGGAGCCAAAGGAGCUUGUCAGGAAUUACGUCGGGACAUACGACAGGGAGUAAGGCAGGAAGUUCUGCAGCGCGUAGCUGUGAGUAACAAGCCAAAAGUAGUACAUCAGUGCAAUAACAUGAAGGUCAGACAGGAGGUUCUGAAGCAUGGUUAUGCAGCUGGUACAAGGAAGGAGACUGAUCGGUGCAUCAGCAACUGUGUCAGGCCAAGCAAGAAGCAGCAUCGAAUGUGCUGUUGGUUCUGUGGGAAGGUUGUACACAAGAAGGUGGAGUGUUUUGCUCGUGAGAAGAGCAGAAACAUGGUCAAGAAGGUGAACAAGACGUUCACUAGGCCUAGGAGGGUUGAAAAGGUGUCUUUAGCCAAGAGUGGCUUACUUGAUGAGAUCAAGGAUGAGACAUCAGAAGAUGGAUGCAGCUCUGUUAGGAGUGAUCUUCAGGAAGAUCAAGAAGCAUCAAGCAUGGAGUCAGGACACGGAGUUGUCUGUGACACAAAGGGGAAGGAGAUCGAAGUGCGUUAGGAAGUAGUGCGAGAUGAUCUUCAGGGGUGUGAAAUCACUCCAAGACAAUAUCAAUGAGUGCAG